Molecule: messenger RNA, 585 nt
Organism: Acanthosepion pharaonis
Lineage: Eukaryota; Metazoa; Mollusca; Cephalopoda; Sepiida; Sepiidae
Source: the annotation of a GenBank genome assembly
AUGUCUGAUGAAACACAACGGUCUACAAUAAGUGAGCACGACAAAGCUGUGUUGGCCAGGAUUUUUAAUCCUGAAGCUCCAUAUCCACAAGACGAUGAUGAGAUUGAGAAUGAUUCAACGACGUCCGCUGUUAGCCAAUUGAUUGAGAAUGUUAAUGUCCACGAAGAAGAGGCCAUUGCUCUGGAGAUUGGUGCUGUCAAAGAAGCAGAGAAUGGCAACUUAUCUGUUGCAAUUGAAAUGUUAGGCCGUGCGAUCGACCUGGCCCCUUCACGAGCCUCUGGGUACAACAACCGGGCACAAGCACUUCGACUAAAAGGAGACACAAAAGGUGCAAUGGAAGAUCUUAAUAUGGCAAUUGAUUUUUGUUCUGGAGGUGAGACUGGAGUGUGCCAAGCUCAUGUCCAGCGAGGAAUGCUAAGACGGCUGGCGGGUGACGACAAAGGUGCUCUCGACGACUUUCAAAAAGCAGCUAACCUAGGCAACGACUUUGCACGUCAGAUGACCGUCAUGCUGAACCCUUAUGCAGCUAUGUGCAAUCAGAUGCUGUAUGAAGUGAUUGGAAAAUUGAUCUCAGGAGAUGAAUGA